AUGGCCUCGUUUCUUAGACGAUUCACUACUUCCGCCUCGGCGGGUAAAACAAUGUACUUCACUCUCGCUAUUGCUUCUGCUCUUCCAGUGUACGCCGUGCUGAACGAGAAUUCUGCUGCUGCUUCUCCUUCUGGGUCGCUCAACUCCAGGGCGAAUGUUUUCUUUGAUGUAGCCAUCAACUCCAAGCCAUCCGGGCGCAUCGUGUUCCAGCUAUUCGACGACACAGUCCCCAAAACCUCGCGCAACUUCCGCGAACUCGCGACAGGUCAGCAUGGGUUCGGAUAUGCCGGAAGCAUCUUCCACCGAGUCAUUCCCAACUUCAUGUUGCAAGGUGGCGACUUUACAAACCACAAUGGUACCGGCGGAAAGUCGAUUUACGGACCUAGAUUCGCAGACGAAAACUUUGCGCACAAGCACAGCGAGCCUGGGCUGCUUUCCAUGGCGAACGCCGGACGCGACACCAACGGCUCGCAAUUCUUCAUCACCACCGUGAAAACUCCCUGGCUGGACAACCGUCACGUCGUCUUCGGCAAAGUCGUCGAAGGUAUGGAGGUCGUCAAGGCCAUUGAGAAGACCGGCACGGAGAGCGGGAGGCCAACUGCCAAAGUCACCAUCACGUCGUCGGGGACUGUUGAGUAG
This is a messenger RNA of Psilocybe cubensis, 639 nucleotides long. RefSeq lists its product as uncharacterized. The transcript has 5 exons. Bases 1 to 639 code for a protein of 212 amino acids. The record is from RefSeq and is a predicted model, not a curated record. Gene Ontology annotation, biological process: protein peptidyl-prolyl isomerization; protein folding. Gene Ontology annotation, molecular function: peptidyl-prolyl cis-trans isomerase activity. Lineage: Eukaryota; Fungi; Basidiomycota; Agaricomycetes; Agaricales; Agrocybaceae.